Messenger RNA from Hypomesus transpacificus, 1372 nucleotides. It is a transcript of the gene gapdh, whose product is annotated as glyceraldehyde-3-phosphate dehydrogenase. NCBI's taxonomy places the organism in Eukaryota, Metazoa, Chordata, Actinopteri, Osmeriformes, Osmeridae. Gene Ontology annotation, molecular function: oxidoreductase activity, acting on the aldehyde or oxo group of donors, NAD or NADP as acceptor; NADP binding; NAD binding. The coding region runs from base 89 to 1090 and encodes 333 amino acids. The transcript is spliced from 12 exons. The record is from RefSeq and is a predicted model, not a curated record. Gene Ontology annotation, biological process: glucose metabolic process.
AGCGCACCUUUGCAGGUCCCCACUCACCCGAAGUCGAACGAACGUCCAGAGGCAUCUCACAAACGAGGACUAGACCCAAUCAGACAAAAUGGUGAAAGUUGGUAUCAAUGGAUUUGGCCGCAUCGGCCGUCUGGUGACCCGUGCCGGAUUCAGCUCCAAGAAGGUUGAGAUUGUGGCCAUCAAUGACCCCUUCAUCGACCUGGAGUACAUGGUCUACAUGUUCAAGUAUGACUCCACUCACGGCCGCUACAAGGGUGAAGUCAAGGCCGACAACGGCAAGCUGGUCAUCGACGGACAUGCCAUCACCGUGUUCCACGAGAGGGACCCUACUGCCAUCAAAUGGGGAGAGGCAGGUGCCGACUACGUGGUCGAGUCCACAGGCGUGUUCACCACCAUCGAGAAGGCUUCUGCCCACUUGAAGGGCGGUGCCAAGAGGGUGAUAAUCUCCGCCCCCAGUGCCGACGCCCCCAUGUUCGUCAUGGGCGUCAACCACGAGAAGUAUGAGAACUCCCUCAAGGUUGUCAGCAAUGCUUCUUGCACAACCAACUGCCUGGCUCCCCUGGCCAAGGUUAUCAACGAUAACUUCCACAUCAUCGAGGGUCUUAUGAGCACUGUACACGCCGUCACUGCCACCCAGAAGACGGUGGACGGUCCUUCUGGUAAGCUGUGGAGGGAUGGCCGUGGAGCCAGCCAGAACAUCAUUCCUGCCUCCACUGGAGCGGCCAAGGCUGUGGGCAAGGUCAUCCCAGAGCUUAACGGCAAGCUGACAGGCAUGGCCUUCCGUGUCCCCACCCCCAACGUGUCAGUGGUCGAUCUGACUGUCCGUCUGGAGAAGCCUGCCUCGUACGACGCCAUCAAGAAGGUGGUGAAGGCUGCCAGUGACGGACCCAUGAAGGGCAUUCUGGGAUACACAGAGCACCAUGUUGUGUCCUCAGACUUCAACGGCGACACCCACUCCUCCAUCUUUGACGCUGGCGCAGGCAUCGCCCUCAAUGAUCACUUUGUCAAGCUGGUGUCAUGGUACGAUAACGAGUUUGCCUACAGCCAGCGUGUCUGCGACCUGAUGGCCCACAUGGCUUCCAAGGAGUAAAGGCAACCAGCCAAUCCAAUGCAACUGGACUGUCACAUGACCCACGUCCCCGUUCCCCCCUGAUUCGAGCACCACCUCCAUUGGCACGGCUGUGGAGAAAACGGCCACCACAGUCAUUAACACAACUUUGAAUUGAUGACCAAUUUAUUUUUGUAUCGUCAAAUCCCUGUUCUGUUCUUUUGUGAAGUAGGAUGGUCGAAGCGAAGGCUGAAGCUCUUUCACUGGCUAUGGCACUGAGGUGCUGCGUUCAGUGGAUGAAUAAAGUCCUCUGUUUGUGAGAAA